UCUUCAUCUCCUGCCACCCACCAACAAUUCCCUUCUUCCUUCUUCCUUCUUCCUCGACGUGUCGGUUCAUAAAAAUGGCCACCGGAGCUGCUCUCCGCAAGUCCACCAGGGCUCUAUCAACUCUCCGCCACUUCAAUCAAACCGCGGGAAUGCACACUCGCAUCCACCGUCUCAUCGAGGACAAAGGCUGUGUUCUCAUGCCUGGCUGCUACGAUGCACUCUCUGCUACUUUGAUCGAGCGUGCUGGAUUCGGCGCUAGCUUCUGCUCCGGCUAUGCCGUCUCCGCCUCUCUCCUCGGCAAACCUGAUUUCGGCUUCCUUACGCCGCCGGAAAUGGCGUCAACGGCGAGAAGAGUUUGCGACGCGGCUCCCAAGUUAUCCGUCAUUGUUGAUGCUGNNACUGGUGGUGGCAAUGCUCUCAACGUUACCAGGACUGUGAAGGAUUUGAUUUCAGCAGGCGCUGCUGGUUGUUUCCUUGAGGAUCAAGCAUGGCCUAAGAAGUGUGGACACAUGGCUGGCAAGCAGGUUAUAGUAGCAGAAGACCAUGCUGCAAAGAUAGCGGCAGCGAGGGAGGCAAUCGGCGACGCAGAUUUUUUCCUGGUGGCCAGAACCGAUGCUCGUUCGACAUCUGCAAAAUACGGUCUACAAGAUGCGAUUGCUAGGGCUAAUCUUUACAUCGAGGCCGGAGCCGACGGAUGCUUCGUCGAGGCACCCAGAAACGACGAGGAGUUAAAAGAAAUCGGGCGAAGAACAAACGGAUACAGAGUUGCUAACAUGAUUGAAGGUGGGAUUACACCUUUACACACGCCGGAAGAGCUGAGAGACAUGGGUUUUCAUCUGAUGAAACACCCACUUGCCACCGUCUACGCAGCCAGCCGAGCACUCGUCAACGUUCUAAAUGCUCUCAAGGAGAAGGGAAGUACCCGAGAGUAUCUUCAACACAUGGCCACUUUCAAAGAAUUCAACAAUUUGAUCGAUGCUGAUACUUGGUUUGAUCUCGAAGCACGUUACUCCUCUUACAAAUCUCCUCAGGCACAGGAAACCGCCGUCGGAGGGGAGAGGUAAUAACCAUUUAUACAUAUUGUAUCUAUCAUAAUCUCUACCAGGAGAUGGAGGGCAAUCCCAUUUCUCUCCAGAUAAUAAUAAUAAUAAAAAAAAAAAACUGUAAUCACCAUUAGCAGUGCUUGAGGGGGAAUUACAGACGCUUUUCCUUUUCCCCUCUUUUGUCUCCCACCACCGUUAUUGAAUUACUUUAUUUUUGUGUCACAUGCUUUGAUUUGUACAAUAUAGUACGGCCAUGGAAAUUGUUUCCUUCAUUAUUAAAAUUUGUUAGUUUGUUUGCUGUUGAUUCAGUCCUGUCCCCUACCGCUGGACUUCAAAUAAAACGGAUAGAUUUCCUCAAA
This is a messenger RNA of Carica papaya (papaya), 1402 nucleotides long. Lineage: Eukaryota; Viridiplantae; Streptophyta; Magnoliopsida; Brassicales; Caricaceae. The record is from RefSeq and is a predicted model, not a curated record.